This is a messenger RNA of Choloepus didactylus (southern two-toed sloth), 5010 nucleotides long. RefSeq names its product zinc finger FYVE-type containing 28 (gene ZFYVE28). The record is from RefSeq and is a predicted model, not a curated record. Gene Ontology annotation, cellular component: early endosome membrane. Lineage: Eukaryota; Metazoa; Chordata; Mammalia; Pilosa; Megalonychidae. The transcript has 13 exons. Gene Ontology annotation, biological process: negative regulation of epidermal growth factor-activated receptor activity. Bases 417 to 2912 code for a protein of 831 amino acids. Gene Ontology annotation, molecular function: metal ion binding.
CCGUGAUUGGGCCGCCUGGGUCGGCCCCCUCCCCCGCGGCGAGCGGCGGGCCGGGGGCUCGCGGCGCCCUCGGCGCAUGUGCGGCGCGGAGUGGCCGUGACCGGCCGCGGCGCGGGUGUCGGUGAGCGGCGAGGACUCGCGCGCCCCCCGCCCGUGUGCAUCCGUCCGUCGGUCCGCCCGCGGGUCAGCGGGUCCGCCCGGUGCGGCGCUCGCCGAGCAUCCCCCGCCGCGCACCUGCCGCCGCCGCCGGCCUCCGGCUUCCGGGCUGCGCUCGCGCCCCGCGCCCCGGGACCGCGCCGCACGGGGCCCCGGCCCGGCCCGGCCUCCGCGGGCCCCCCGCGCUCCGCAGCCCGCCCGGGCGCCGCCGCCGGGGGAGGGCGAGGGGCCGCCUGCUGCCGGGCCGGGGCGGCGCGGCGAUGAUGAACAGGUUCCGAAAGUGGCUGUACAAACCCAAGAGGGGGGACCCACAGCUGCUGGCGCAGUUCUACUACGCCGACGAGGAGCUGAGCCAGGUGGCCGCCGAGCUGGACAGCCUGGAUGGACGGAAGGACCCGCAGCGGUGCACACUGCUUGUCAGCCAGUUCCGCGCCUGCCAGGACAACGUGUUGAACGUCAUUAGCCAGAUCAUGGACGAGUGCAUCCCCCAGGACCGCGCCCCGAGGGACUUCUGCGUCAAGUUCCCCGAGGAGAUCCGGCACGACAACCUGGCCGGCCAGCUCUGGUUCGGCGCAGAGUGCCUGGCCGCCGGCUCCACCAUCAUGAACCGCGAGCCCGAGAGCACCGCCAUGCGGCCGCUGGCCAAGCAGCUGACGCGCAGCCUGGAGGACGUGCGGGGCGCCCUCCGCGACCAGGCGCUGCGGGACCCGGGCGCCUACCCUGAGAGGCUGCGCCACGCGCUGCGGCUCCUCGACGAGCUGUUCGCAGAGUUCGAGCUCAGCUACGUGUCGGCCAUGGUGCCCGUCAAGUCCCCACGGGAGUACCAUGUGCAGCAGGAGGUCAUCGUGCUGUUCUGCGAGACGGUGGAGAGGGCCCUGGACUGCGGGUACCUCACCCAGGACAUGAUCGACGACUACGAGCCGGCCCUCAUGUUCACCAUCCCGCGGCUGGCCAUCGUGUGCGGCCUCGUGGUCUACGCCGACGGCCCCCUGAACCUGGACCGCAGGGCGGAGGACACGUCGGAGCUGUUCCGGCCCUUCCGCUCGCUGCUGCGGAAGAUCAGGGACUUGCUGCAGACCCUCACGGAGGAUGAGCUGCACACGCUGGAGCGGAACCUCUGCGUCUCCCAGGACACGGAGCUCCCCCUGAGCGCCGCGCCCAUGCCCGCCUUCCCCGCGGCCCUGCCCCCCGAGGAGCCGCUCUCCAAGGCCAAAGGGCCGGACGCGGAGCUGGCCUGCUCCAUGCAGGACGACGACCGGGAGCUGGAGCAGCUCGACCGCCUGGUGCACAGGGCCGGCGACGAGAUGUCCUCCCUGCUGUCCCCGCCCAGCGCCUGCCCGUCCCCCGCUCACGGGCUGGGGGCCGAGCGCGGCGGCCCCGCGGACGCCUCUCCCGGCAGAGCCGGGCCGGAGCCGGGCGGCGACGAGGAGGACAGGGUGUUCUUCAUGGACGACGUGGAGGGGCCGGCGGAGCCCACGGGCGGCCCCCGCGCCGACCCCCAGGAGCCGGGGCGGGCCGGGGAGGGCGGAGAGGCGGGGCCCGGCGCGGCGGCCGCGGAGCAGCGGGGCGGCCCGAGCGCCGACGGCGCCCCCGAGGACGGCGGGGCGCCCCCUACCGCGGGGCUGUGCGCGGCCGAGGUGAUCGCCCACCGGACGGGCGGCCUGAAGCUCUCGGCCACCGUCAUCUUCAACCCCACGGCGCGGGGCGCGGCCCAGGCCUCCCCGGAAGCCCCGGGCGCCGGCGGGUCCCCCACGAACCCUGGGGCCGCGCGGGCGGGGAGCGGCCCCCCGGAGCUGGGGCCCCCGGCCUCGAACUGCCUCAUGCACUCCUGCGUGUGCUGCGGGGGCUGCGGGGACGGCGGGGAGGAGGCCGUCCAGAGCUUCCCAGGCACGGGCGGCCCUGCAGAGCCGCCCAAGGCCGGCGACAAGCGCCUGGGGGACCGACCCGACGGCGCCUGGCCGGGCCCGGGGGCGCGGCCCACGGGGGACACCUGUGCCGGGCAGGAUCCUAAAGGCCCCCAUCCCUCCCCGGACCUGGAGCGCACCUUGGGGCCCCAGGGGCCCGCAGGAGAAGGGGACCCGACUGGCCAGCAAAGGGAGCCCGGGGCCAGGGAGCUGGACGGCGGGAGCCCCUCCGAGGCCGGCCCCAGCGGCUCCUGCUCUCCAGACCAGGCCAGGCCUGAGGCCGUCCCUGUGACCCCCGUGGACCCCCCAGCCCCCGCAGCCAUGAGGGAGAAGAUGCGGUCCCGGUUCCCCAGCAGCCACGACCUGAUCCACCGCCUCUUCGUCUGCAUCUCAGGCGUGGCUGACCAGCUGCAGACCAACUACGCGAGCGACCUCAGGAGCAUCCUGAAGACUCUGUUUGAAGUCAUGGCCACCAAGCCGGAGGCGGACGACAAGGAGAAGCUGAAGAAGGUUACCCGGAGCCUGCGGAGUGCAGCCCUGGAGGACUGUGCGCUGUGCCAGGAGACCCUGUCGACCCCCGAGCUGGCGGCCAAGACCUGCGAUGGGGAGUUUGAAGAUCCCCCCGAGUGGGUGCCAGACGAGGCCUGCGGCCUGUGCACGGCCUGCAAGGCGCCCUUCACCGUCAUCCGCCGGAAGCACCACUGCCGCAGCUGCGGGAAGAUCUUCUGCUCACGCUGCUCCUCGCACUCGGCACCGCUGCCCCGCUAUGGGCAGGUGAAGCCCGUCCGCGUGUGCACCCACUGCUACCUGUUCCACGUCACACCCUUCUACAGCGACAAGGCGGGCGUCUGACGGUGCCCGGCCCACCCGCCAUGGCACAGGGGACCAGGGUGGGGGCCAAGGGCUCCCUCUUCCUCCGGCACCGGCUGUGCCGCAGGGGGCUUCAUGGCAUCCCACCAGCCACGCUGCAGGGCUCAGUGCCAGGGCUGACGGGUCCACUUUGCCCAGUGAGGGUGCCCUAAAGUGCCCGACAGCUGCCUUGGGCAGGGGUCUGCCUGGGCAGGGGUGGGGGCCCUUCUCCUGCCUCUCUCCUGAGCCUUAGCAACACCCUCUCUUGACCCUGGUGGGAAGGGGGCCCUGACAGAGCCCAGGCAGCCCCUGCUCCUGGCACCCAGGCCCAACAGUCAGUGGUCUCUGGUGCAGCCCCCUCCUGCAACUCUGGAGGCCCCAGUCCCCAGAGUAGGGCAGGGCCCCCCCCCAGGCCCCUGCUCACACAGAUGUCAGGCUGGCCCUUCUCUCACCGAGGGCCUUGGACCCGUAGCUGCCCACGCCUCGUCCCCCAGCUGCCCCUUUGCCACCUCCAGCCCUGCGGUCCUGCCCCGGGACCUUGGCUGAAACCGCAUGCAGCUCAUCUCUUCCCCGAGGGGCAAUGCAGGAAGUGGACGCAGGGGUCCUCUGGGAAUUCAGGCUGUGUCUGCCCCCCACCCCUGCCCUGCCUCCAGGUCGCCACUCCCCGCCCAGCAGAGGCCCCUGGCCAGGGGCGGACUGGGUCCUCAGGCCAGGCCCACGGGGUGUCCACUCGGCCACCACUGCUCUUUUGCACCCCCAGGACCCCAGGCCACCUGCUCAGAGCCCGGCGCGGCCCAGGUCCAGGCUGAGGUGACCCCAGCAUGGUCACCUCCUCAGGCUUAAAUCUCAGGCUUCCUUUUGCAAUGACGAUUGCAGUUUUAUUUUUAGAGAGAUGACACACCUAACGCUUCUUUUAUAGGAUAAAAAUCCAAUUGCAAUUUAACAGUGGAAUAAACAUGCACAAGAACAGCUUCUGUGGGAGAACAAAAGUCUAUUAUGGAGUGAAUAUUAUGUAUCUGAGAUUAUUUUUAUUUUCUAAAUGCUGUAACUCGAAGCCAUUUCCAUGAAUCUAUUUAAGGAUUGCAGCCGCUCUCUUCCCUGUGUGAACCGCGUCCCUUCUCUUGCCCUGGAGAACGGGCGGCGCCUCCCCCGAGCAGCUGUGGCUUCUUGGCUUUUGAGGCAACUCGGGGGCAGGACUUGACUUCCCACCUGUGUUCUCGGUGUGCCCACCUUGCCCCCGUGAGGGUCAGCCGCAGUCUCCCCGCUGCCUGCUCAGCUCCCCUUCUUUGGGGUCCUCACUUGGACUGGGGGCGGAGAGGAGCAGGCAGUGUAGCCCACCAUGGUGGCCCGGUUGGGGCUGUGCUUAUGGGGUGCCCCGGGGAGCGGCAGCUGGGGGUUGCCUGGCAACGCUGCCUUCCUUUGGUCCUGGCGCCCCAGCCCUCGGAGGUGGGUGCUGGGGGGCCAGAGGGGCCACCCCGCUCCGUUUCUGGUAGCUGAGAAAGUGUUCAGAGCGUGGGGGCUUCCCGCAGGCAGGGCCGAGGCCUCUGGGAGUGGGAGAAGGGCCUGCAGGCCCUCAGUGCCCCUGGCUGCCCAGGGUGGGCCCCUCUCCCUGCAGGGAGAGGUGGGGGGCCCGGCCCCACUCCCCAGGGCCUGCCUGGACAGAGCCAGGGAGCUGGCCCCGCUCGGCCCUCGCCCCCAGCCGCAGACGCUGUGGCCUGUCCUGGGCCUGUCCGCGGUGCCAGCCAGAAUCUCAGCUGCGGGAGGAGCAGGGGCACCCCCGCUGCCCCCUGUCCCUUUCCCGUCUGCUGGGGCGCUCCCAAGUCAGUCACCUCCUGGCCCACUCGGUCAGAGGUGGGAGGCGGAGUGGAGCCGCCCUCCGGGGGUUCAGGUGGGAGCUGUGGCCGCGGGAACCGGCCAAGGUGGGGGGGGGGUCCACCCUCAACGAGGCUGUUCACCCGGGCCGGCUUGCCUGGGGCUUUCAGGCUGAGACCCCAUCUGUGACGGGGGCGGGGCUUCCCGGGGGUCCUGACCGCAGCCCCCACGGCCGCCGGGGAGCCCACGCCGCGCUCCCCCUGCCCGCCCGGCUGCGGGGCGCGAGGGC